GUCGUCGCCAGAUGAUGACGUCAGUGUAGGACUUCAUGAACGCCAUGGCAGCCCAUGCUAGCGAGCUUGAGAUAGCAAAGAAGAAUUUAACGGAUGCAAUUGGUGAUAAUGUCAAACACUACUGGGCGAACCUGAAGCUGUGGUUCAAACAAAAGAUCAGCAAAGAGGAGUUUGACAUCGAGGCACGUCGUCUGUUAGCACAGGAGAAUGUCCAUGUCCACAAUGAUUUUCUCCUGGCCAUUCUCACACGCUGUCAGAUCAUCGUCUCCACUCCAGAGGGCGCAGGGCCGUUACAGUGGCAAGGUGGCUCUGCUUCAAAGCCUGGAAAACCAAAAGGGAAGAAGAAAUGUUCCUCCAGACAGAAAUUUGAUCAUCGUUUCCAGCCACAGAACCCUCUGAGCGCCGCCCAGCCUUUUAGUCCGCGGGAGGUCGGAGGUGAAGAGGAGGAACUGCGUCUCAGUGCACACACUCUGCUGUUGCCCACGAGGGGGCAGUUGGAGGCCCGCAUGAUGGUGACUGCCUUUGAGCUGGGGCUGGAUAACAUCACAGACGAUGCCGUCAGCAGCAUGAUCCAUGCCGUUGAGCACCACUUGAAAGACGUCCUGACUGCCGUCAUCACCCGGAGGAAGGCGUACAGGUUACGAGAUGGUCGCUUCCCCUACGCCUUCGGCAGUGAUGUCACGCCGCAGCCUUAUCUGAAAAACAGCCUUGCUGCUUAUCACAGUGUUACUGAAUGUCCUCCUCCGAGCGCGUCCCUCGCAGCUGGCCCACCUCCUCAAGUGUCACCAGAUGAGGCAGAGCAGCAAGCCGUUCACUUAUUGGCUUGCUCUGCUGACAGUCUACCUGCACCCCUCCCUCCGAUCAGCAUGUUCGACCUUUUGGAAGCUUUACAGGUUCACCACGGUGUGAUGCCCUCCCACACUAUGUACGCCCUAAACAUGGAGCGCAUCCUGUCACGGCUCUGGCACCCGAGCCACGAAGAACUAGAGCAGGACCACGUACACCGGCAGCGCCUCGCUGCAAAAGAAGGCGUGCUCGUCAGCUGAGAGCCACUGACGCAGGACUUUAUAUGGACUGCAGAUAUCAUCGGGAACAAACACAGAAGUAAUCCCCACAUGGAAACAGAUGAGAGGAACAGUGUGUCCAGCUGGCUAAUUAUUUUAGUCUUUGCCACCAAGACAUUUUGGCAGAAGACUAAACAUCAUUUGGUGGUAAAAUAAUGGAAGAAUUUAAUCUUAGGAUACACCAGCAGCUACAAGCACCUGACAGGAACAUAAGGUCCUGGGCCAGAGGUGUUAAUUUUUCGGUGUCAGAUAUGCACCAAAACUGUUAAAGGGACAGUUCACCCCAAAAUCUAAAACACAUUUUUCCUCUUACCUGUAGAGCUAUUUACCAGUAAAGAUUGUUUUGGUGUGAGUUUCAGAGUGUUGGAGAUAUCGGUCGUAGAGAUGUCUGCCUUCUCUCCAGUAUAAUGGAACUAGAUGGCACUCAGCUUGUGGUGCUUCCAGAAAUCAUGACCCGGUUACUCAAGAUAAUCCACAGACCUUGUUGGGAGCAGUUUCAUGUAGGAACUAUUAGGUAGUAACUGCCGUACUAGCGUGCAGAAGGACGCAGGCAUCUACACAUAGACGAGAGGCUCAUUACAUUGUGAGAUGUAGAAAAUUAAUCUCCAUAUCUCCAACACUCAGCAACUCACACAAAAACAAUCUAGACUGAUAAAUAGCUCUACAGGCAAGAGGAAAGAAUAUGUAUUUUUGAUUUUGUGGUGGACUGUCUCUUUAAAAUAUGUCCCAAUAACACAGAUCAAUCAGUAUCUAAUCAUGUAGCAUUGUGUACAUCACCAGGUCACAACAUACUGCAUAUAGUCUUUAGGGCCCUGUUCUUGUUCCUGGCUUCGUCUCGUCAGGUGCAGCGCUAUGAUGAGAAUUAUUUCAUCUACAAGGAAGAAUGAUAAAGUUGGAAAUCAUCCCGCUCCAACAGGUACAACAGAAAUGUCAAUACAGCGCUGUCAGCACAGGAUCCUGACAGGGGUCUAAUCAAACAUCAAGUGAAAGCACCUGUGUGUGUUUGCUGUGGGUGUGUAGGGUCCUUUAAAAUGUGCCAGGCAGCUGUGUCCUGUGUCAUCACGCCCGUCGUGAACUUGCCAUCAAGUUGUCUGCGAAGUAAUCCUGAAACAUUUACUGGUGUCUGGUUUAAAGGCCAGCGAGCGUCCCUCAGUGUUGGUGGUCCUCCAUGUGUGUACAGAUUAAGCUAAAAGUUUUUUUAACGUCUCAGUGCACUUGAAUUUCAUCUGUUUGCCAUGUUUGUGUGCAGCAUUUAGUUCAGGUUGAAAUGUGUAUAAAUUUGUACAUUUUUUUUACACAAAACUUUGUAAAUUUGUAACUACAGACAGUAGUUUAGAAAAUAAAUAAAAUGCAUUUUUUACAAGUUA
This is a messenger RNA of Epinephelus moara (kelp grouper), 2431 nucleotides long. It is a transcript of the gene tada1, whose product is annotated as transcriptional adaptor 1. The transcript has 8 exons. Gene Ontology annotation, cellular component: SAGA complex. The coding region runs from base 36 to 1046 and encodes 336 amino acids. NCBI's taxonomy places the organism in Eukaryota, Metazoa, Chordata, Actinopteri, Perciformes, Serranidae. Gene Ontology annotation, molecular function: transcription coactivator activity. The record is from RefSeq and is a predicted model, not a curated record. Gene Ontology annotation, biological process: regulation of transcription by RNA polymerase II.